This is a messenger RNA of Urocitellus parryii (Arctic ground squirrel), 3971 nucleotides long. The record is from RefSeq and is a predicted model, not a curated record. NCBI's taxonomy places the organism in Eukaryota, Metazoa, Chordata, Mammalia, Rodentia, Sciuridae.
CAGCCAUUCAUGAGAAGAUGGUGUUUCCACUUACCUUGGCUCCUUCCUGAACACUGACUGGGGGUAUGUCAUUGCAGGCUGGGAGUUCUCCUUCAGCAUCAGCUCCAGUGUCUGCCUUCUCUCGCACUUCUGUCACACCAUCCAACCAGGACAUCUGCAGGAUAUGCCACUGUGAAGGUGAUGAUGAGAGCCCCCUGAUCACCCCCUGCCACUGCACAGGAAGCCUCCACUUUGUGCACCAGGCCUGCCUGCAGCAGUGGAUCAAGAGCUCUGACACGCGCUGCUGUGAGCUCUGCAAGUACGAGUUCAUCAUGGAGACCAAGCUGAAACCUUUGAGAAAAUGGGAGAAGUUGCAGAUGACGGCCAGCGAGCGCAGGAAGAUCACAUACUCAGUGAUGUUUCAUGUCAUCGCCAUCACCUGUGUAGUCUGGUCCUUAUAUGUGCUCAUCGACCGUACUGCUGAGGAGAUCAAGCAGGGGCAGGGAACAGGAAUCCUAGAGUGGCCCUUUUGGACUAAAUUGGUGGUAGUGGCCAUUGGCUUCACUGGAGGACUUCUUUUUAUGUACAUUCAAUGUAAAGUAUACCUGCAAUUGUGGAAGAGACUCAAGGCUUAUAAUAGAGUGAUCUAUGUUCAAAACUGUCCAGAAACAAGCAAAAAGAAUAUUUUUGAAAAAUCUGCACUAACAGAGCCCAGUUUUGAAAAUAAAGAUGGACAUGGAGUCUGUUAUUCGGACACAAACUCUUCUUCUUGCACAGAGCCUGAAGACACUGGAGCAGAAAUCAUUCACGUCUGAUGGUGUGGAGGGUAUUGUUUUUGUGGACAUCUAUGAAGAGCUAAAGGAAUUUGUUUACUGCCAAUUGUGUACCUUUCUAAGUCCUUUAAAUAGUAUAGACUUGGCAGGUGACCAUUGCCUCUCUUUUUUGAACCCUUCUUGACAAAUCUCCUGGAAAGCCCUCCUGUGUGUCAGGCAUGGGUGAAUCCCACUUCUGCCUGGCCAUUCUAUAUGAUUUAAAGGGAGGAGGAGACCCCAUGCAGCCAUCAUGGGGAGCUGGCUGAGUUCUGAAUCAAGAUCUUGAGAAGAAUGAGGUAAUACAAUGCCAAACCAGAAGGGAGAGCAGGAGCAGAAGUGGGGGACAGCCCUGAUAAUGAAGCUGUCCCUGUCCCAGAGCCAAGCAUUGGGAAUGUCUGGCAGUAAUGAGAGAAUUCCCUUCUCACUAAAGAGGGCUGAGGAGAUGGAAUGGAAAUAGUCUUUAUAGGCAAUAACUCCCACCCUCCUUCUACUGAUGCUGCCACAUUGGCCCUUAAGCAGAUGAAGCUGUGGUGCCGUGUCUCUGGUGGUGCAUGAUUUACUGAGCAAACAGCACUUUACAGAAGAGAGUAUUUUGUAAUAUGUGUCUAGUGGGAAUGACACUUAAAAUUGGGUGUUGCAUUUAGAAACCUCUUGUUAUCUCUUUUACAUAAAAAUAGAUCUGAAACCUUUUUUGCCUUAUAUAUUCUAACAAAUGUGGCGUCCUCUUUAAGUCUGAAAACACUUAUGACUUGACAAGAGGGAAGACCAGGUCUGAGACUUUGUCGUAACAGAGUUCAUGGGAACUCAUGGAUGCUAAAAGUCAGGUUGCAUAUUUCCUAUAGUUUUGAGCCUGUUUUAUGACAAGUCCUUAUUUUUCAUAGGCCUGCCCUGUACAUAUCUUUCUUUGUCUACACUGAAAAAGAAGGGUUUUGAGAUACAAAUGGAAGGAAAGGAAGUACUUAGAACAAAACUGAGUAUUUAAAAAAUGAUUACCAAUAGAUUUCUCCAGUUUGGUGCCGGCUUUAUGCUGAAAGAGCAGACACAUAUUGUCUAGUCUGGAUGUGUGUGCUGUAGGUGCUCCUGUCACCUGUCUGAUGUGCUGGCUCCUGCUGGGGAAGUUCCAUGGAGCCAUUGCUAAGAGCCGAAAGGCAGGUGACUGGCUCUGGGAGGAAGGCCAGGUGUGAGCAGCAAAGUGCAUGGGCCACUAUGUUACUGCUUCCCAGCCAACAUCCACCCAUCAUUGCCUUAACCAGACCGAACAGACAGGAUCCUUUAGGAGCCCUUGGCCCUGCAAUUGGUCUGUUCUAUCAUCAGGGAUUACCUUUUGAACCAUUUUUCAUAAGACAGACAAAACCAAAUUCAACACUAUCAAAUGACCUUUGUCCCCCUAAAACGUCUGCUUAUAAUUCUGUUCUUGAAGCCCAGUUUCAUAGUGCUAGGCAAAUAGUCAACUCUGGGAGUUGGCCAGGACAUGAGUGCUCAGAUGUUCAACCAGGGAAUUGUCAUCCAGCUGCUAGCACCUGCAGAGCCUCCUGAAAUGGGGCAGGGUGAUACCUGGGGAGUCCUGCCUGGAGUCUCCCUGAGCCUUAGGUGCCUCAACUGACCUGUUAGAAGGAUUAAGCAGUGGUGUGGGGAGAUAUCUCAGUGAUUAGAGCACUUGCCUAGAAUAUUUGAGGACCUGAGUUUGAUCCCUAGUCCUGCACAUCCCCUACCCCCCCAAAAAAAAGAUAAAGCAAAUACAAAUAUUCAGAGUAGAAACCCUGCAACUGGUAUUGAAGGUUGGGAAGAGGAUACAGGGUCUCUGUUCCCUGGGUGAGAGAUCCUGGGAGUAAGCCUUCUCUUGCUGUUUCUGUGUCUUGCUGACUGGGAUCACAGUUCUGGUCUGUGGAGUUGCCUCACCAUGACCUUCCUCUCAUUGUCCAGAGAACUGAACUGAGGUCAGUCUGCCCUCUCUUGUCUCCCAGGCCAUAUCUAGUCCAUGCCUGUGCCCACUGUGCCCCAAAGUGCAAUUACCCACAUCCCUUCUCAGUCUGCAGACACCAGGCGCUGUAGACUACCCGCCAGAGGAGCUGAACCUCAGCUCAGCCCUACCCAUGCCCCUUAGGAAAGGUCCCUGGUCGUAUAUACCUGUCCUUUCUAUCCUCCAACCAUGGAUGAGUGAUAAAAUGAAAACAAGGAUAGAUUUUUAAGUGUGAAUCCCUCUCCUUCAUAGAACCCCAUGUGCUGAACUUGAAAAGCCCUGAGGGUUUAUGUAGUGAGGAAAGUGUGUUUAGGUAGGGAUAGUUCUAACACCUGUGUUCUGGCAGGCCAAUGAAGCUGACUUAGCAAGGAUAUGUGUGCUUCCCUCUAGUGGGGAUUCUAGGUCUUACUAACCUCCUGUGGUCUGUACAUUUACCCCUCAGUGCUUUAGAGGGACUAUUUAUCCCCAGUUUUGCCUUAUUUUUCACCAGUCUUUAUGGGAAGAUGGCACUUGGCCAAACCAAACAGAAAUCUUGGCUGAGGUCUCAGGGCCAGGAGGACUGUUACUUGUGGGCUGGGUAAGGGAGAAAAGGAAAACAGUCUCAGGGGUAUCACUGGCCAGCUCUCUUUCUGACUUGGCUUUUACUCCUUAUAAGUCAUGAUACCACUGGUGGGCUUCUGACUUUGGCUACCAGCAGUAAUUCAGAUAUUGUGCCCACAUUUAUUGCAAGAAUUUCCUGGAAAUGCUGUCAAAGAUCUCUUACCCCAGUCCUAUCUCCCCCAUUUUUUUUCUUUUUUUUUUUUUUUUUUGCUUUAAUGUACUCUUCAAUCACAUAGACAUAGUUACCAAAUCUGUUUGUGCUUUGUUUGGUCUCAGACAUGAAGUCCUCAGACAGUGGGGUGGUUCAGAAGCCUGGGGUGAUGCUUGCGAUUUGGGCUUACUGUACAGCCCUGAUAGUGGACUGCAGAGAUAGGUCUAGCAGGAUGAAUAUCCACAUGCUAUGGAUGUGGCUGUGUACAAAAAGCACAUUUGAAAUACUGCCCCUUUGGAAUCUGCUUUUACAUACAAAAACUUCUUUCUCUAGCCCAAGGAAAGACAGAGACAUAAGGAAAUAAAAGCAUUUGUCUUUGUUUUGGAAGUAAAAUUGUUCAAAUUGUGCAGCUGAUUGGUGAACAUUUAGAUGCAAUGUUUAUAGAAAGUUGAUUGUUAAUAAAAACCAA